Messenger RNA from Protopolystoma xenopodis, 162 nucleotides. NCBI's taxonomy places the organism in Eukaryota, Metazoa, Platyhelminthes, Monogenea, Polystomatidea, Polystomatidae. The record is from the annotation of a GenBank genome assembly.
AAGGCUGCUACUGAUCGUAUGUCAGCCGACAUGGCUUUUGAGCUCCGCCGACACCAAGCAAAUAUUGCCGUGUUCUCGCUGUGGCCAGGUGCAGUGCAAACAGAGACCAUUCAAGCGCUAAUUGAUUCGAAUGCUGAAAUUGGGUCUAUCUUUGAUGGUUAG